GGAGCUGGCGGGGCUGGUGGUCCCUGUAGUCCCUUCUGUCGGGAGCUGUAAUCCCGGGAUCAGGCCGGUCCCGGUGCAGGGAGCUGUAGUCCCAGGAAGGUCCCGGCGGGCCGAGAUGGCGGCGCGGCUGAGCGAGAACCGUCUGGUGUCGCUGCCCCUGUCGCGGAUCCGCGUCAUCAUGAAGAGCUCCCCGGAGGUGUCCAGCAUCAACCAGGACGCGCUGUUCCUCACAGCCAAAGCCACGGAGCUUUUUGUUCAGUAUUUGGCUUCAUACUCCUACAAACACGGCAGAGGGAAGGAGAAGAACGCUCUGACUUACACUGACCUGUCUCAUACAGCAGAAGAGUGUGAGACCUUUCAGUUCCUUGCAGAUAUCUUGCCAAAGAAGAUCCUAGCGAGCAAAUACCUAAAGAUGCUUGAAAAAGAGAAACGAGAUGGAGAAGUGGGGGAAGGGCAUGAAGAGGAUGAGGAGGAAGAGGAUGAAGACAAAACUGUUGGUGACAGUGUUGGAUCUUAAGGCCAACGGAGAAUUGCUUCAUAGUCAAUCCACUUUCUGUCAUAUAAAGGAUGUUUUUGUGACUGAGAAUCCAGAUGCUGGAUAUAUUUAUACACUGAGCCAUCUGCUUUUGCUUUAAGAAGUUUAGAAAUUGAACUUUAUACUUUUUGAAGAAUGGAAUUCUACCCUCAGAAACACGGCGGGGUAGGAGGACACAGUGUAAAUCUGACAGCAGAGCUUGCUCAGAUGAUUUAAAAUUACUUUUCAGACAAUCAGUACC
Molecule: messenger RNA, 776 nt
Organism: Neopelma chrysocephalum (saffron-crested tyrant-manakin)
Lineage: Eukaryota; Metazoa; Chordata; Aves; Passeriformes; Pipridae
Gene: CHRAC1
Product: chromatin accessibility complex subunit 1
Exons: 4
Coding region: 116-517 (133 amino acids)
Cellular component (GO): nucleus; CHRAC
Molecular function (GO): protein heterodimerization activity
Source: RefSeq, a predicted model, not a curated record